This is a messenger RNA of Dioscorea cayenensis subsp. rotundata (Guinea yam), 1766 nucleotides long. RefSeq lists its product as uncharacterized. The coding region runs from base 19 to 1521 and encodes 500 amino acids. The transcript has 5 exons. NCBI's taxonomy places the organism in Eukaryota, Viridiplantae, Streptophyta, Magnoliopsida, Dioscoreales, Dioscoreaceae. The record is from RefSeq and is a predicted model, not a curated record.
AAGCUCGAGGUUUCAGUAAUGGCGAGGAGAAGGCGAUCAGCAUAUCGGCUGCCGCCGGCGAUGCCCGGCGCGCUUACCCGCAGGCAAUCUGAGGACUUAGUUCACCGCACUCGCUCCGGCCGUGUCCGCCUCUACCCUGUGUCCCAUCUCAAUGACCUUGCCCUAGCAAAUCCUCCAUCCAAUCCUUCCGAUCGUCCUCUGGCCGGCAAUGUCUGCUGCUCGGAAUCCAUCUCCGUCAAGGAUCUCCGCUCCCAUAGAGUCUUCUCUCCCGCCUCCACUUCAUUUGAUAACUCCAUCAAUGAUCAGAUCUGCGUAGCAGGGAAAGAAGUGGUUGGAGAUGUUGGCGAUCGAUCUGAUGGAUUGGAGGAUGGCUUGAUCCGGAGCACGGCACCUGAUUCUGAGUUUUCAGAUAAAUCGAGUAUCUCCAAGGAUGGGGUUGGUGGAGCGGUGAGGGUUUCUGGAGAGGAAGGAGCUCGUCGACCGCUGCUUCGUUCGAGGAAUCAACCUAACAAGCGAUUGGGGCUUGUUCCUUGCUCGCGAUUGAAGCUUUAUGGAAACCCAAACUCCUUUAGCUACAAAAGAUUGCUCCCAUUUCUCAUGGAAAUGGAUAAUUCAAAUGAUGUCAAACCCUUCAUUGCUCCAGAUUAUCCUAUAAAGAAUCCUCCAUCACAUAAAGAAAAUUCCUUCACGGAAGGAAAGCAUGAAGUUCAAGGCAUUGGAGAAUCUUUGAAUACUCAAAUGAGUUUUAAUUCAAAUGCUUCUGAAAGACAUGUUAGUGAAAACCACAACUUGAGAACUCUUAAUGUUGCCGAUCAUAAACCAACAAGAUUAUCAGCACUGAUUGAUGAAAGGCAAGGGGAAAUUAAUGACAUGAAACCAAGGGCUACUCGAGAAGGUGGUAGUUUUGAGUUGGAGCUUAUGGUCAGAUCAUUCCAUUUGCCACCAGACAGGCUCCAAGUGCUAGCAAUUAAGGAGCUGCAUGGUAGUGCCCAAGCACUUGCAGGUCUGACAAAGAAAGUCGAAGAAGAUUGCCAAAAAGUGAUAUCAUACAUGGAUAAGAUCCCUCUUGCAGAUACUUCUUCACAUGGAGGUCGCUUUCCAGUGGGACAGAAUGUUCUUGCUCCGAAACACGGUAUUUUGAAGAGCCAAGCGGGUGGAUGUCGAGGCCCCUGCCCGUGUUUGGAUUGUACUACUUUUCUUAUUCAUGCCGAGAAGGCAUUUGAAUUCUCCAAGAAACAGAUGCAUGGAGCAGAUGAUAUCAUAGUAGGGCUAACGAAGGAACUUUCACACCUAAGGAGUUUAGUGGAGAAAUCAGUGGUUAAAGUCGAAGACAAAAAAUACAAUUCAGGCCUUCAGCCCAACGAGGAGCAGAUGAAAGAAGCCUGCCGAAGAGCACUCAAAGCAGAGGAGACAGCAAGGAGUCUCUUGAGCCAAAUGUUCAAUGACCUCAACGAACAUUGCCGAAUUCCUGGGCGACGGGUGACAUUUGCGGAAUGCAUUGAACAGAACAACCAACAAUGAUCUAAAAUUUAGUUUUGAUUAGAUGAUUGUCUUAAAUGUCUCUAACGCAACUUCUGUUAUUUCUUGCCACUUCUUGUUCUUAAGUAAUGAAAAAGCUUGAUCUCUUUCAGGAAAUGAAUAUGACUAACUUAAAAUAGUGCCUGUUAAUUUGUACUUUUUAUAAAAGCAAGGAGACUGAGGAACCUUCCUUGAAUUACUCCAAGUUUUUGUAAAUUUUAUAUGAGAUUUAUUAUUGUUAUUUUUUA